This is a messenger RNA of Coturnix japonica (Japanese quail), 4739 nucleotides long. RefSeq names its product coiled-coil domain containing 33 (gene CCDC33). Gene Ontology annotation, cellular component: peroxisome. NCBI's taxonomy places the organism in Eukaryota, Metazoa, Chordata, Aves, Galliformes, Phasianidae. The record is from RefSeq and is a predicted model, not a curated record.
CCUUACAAACAAACCAGAGCUCAGAGCCUCCGUCCUUGCACGGGGAGGGAAAGGAAAGCCCUCAGCAUCAACCCACAGCACCAAGGGCAAGGAUUCUUCUUUCACUGCAUCGCCUUUGAAAGCUGCCAGCCAAGAUGUGAAGCCUACACAUACCCAGGGGCACCCCCAGGCUAUUUUCUGCUGGAAAGAGGUGGGAGCGCCAGCAGAGCCUACUCUGCUCUGACACAAGCCCAGGGCUUGCUGCAGGGCUCUGGGAGCUCCCUGCCAUCAGGAUCCCCAUCCCCAUGGCUGGGGAGUCCCGUAUUCCUGCCAGCCUGCAGCGCUGGCGGCUCCGAGCUGAGGACAAGGUGCUGGAUUUUGAGUUCGAGGUGCUGAGUGCUCAGUUCAACCGGCGUGGUCGCUAUGCCCUGCGGCUCUCCGUGGAGAACCCACUGCUGAGAGACAGUGGGGACAAUGUCCGACUGCGUAUUGGGGAUGGGGACAGCGUGCCCUCCAGUACCGGCACCACUGACACUGUGCUGCAGGGUCACCUGGGAGAAAUCUGUGCCUUCCAGAGAAAGAAGUUCACCUUCACCCUGCCCAGAGGUUACUGCAAGAACGACAAGAACCACGAUGUGAGGCUCCACAUUGAAGCCUUGCACUGCCCUGGAACCCUACUGAGGAGGAGGAGGGUGGGUGAAGCCUUCUUCGCCAUCUACCCCCGUCCUGACCAGCCACGGGUGAAGCUCCUGGCAGGGCGAGAUGAGGACUGGUACCGCUACAGUGCAGUGCUGGCCCUGCUGCGGGCAGGCAGUGAGCAGCCAGCAAUGCACUGUGGCCGCCUGGCCUUCACUGCUGCCCUGCAUGAGCACCGGCCACCUGCCAAUGUGUCCCCAGCACCAUCACCCCGUGCCCAGGAGAGGGGACACCAAGCAGCAAGCACAGCACCAUCACCUGCAUCCCCAGCUGGGCCAUCUCCAAGCGUCCCCUUGCAAUCACCUGAGUCUGCCUACCACUCACUGCCCACUGAGGUGCCACAGGCUGAUGCUGUGCUCAGCUCCUCCCUGGAUCUGCGGGGUGACUCCACGGGUGAACAGUCCUCUUCCUCCUCCUCCUCUUCCUUGGGGCCACCACUGAGCUUCCAUCUCUCCUCACCGGAAUCCAGCCUGGACCCGAGCCCAUGUGCAGUACAGCUCCACCGGGACGCCGUGGCCCUGCCACCCACUGAUGCCUUGUCCACAAUCCUGCCCAGGACGCAGCAGAGGUCCCAGGAUGUCCCCCAGGAGCGGGAGGUGAGCAGGUACCGCCUGGCACUGAGACGAAUGGCAGGUGAUCUUGUGUCCCUGCACCAGCGUGUCACCAGCCUGGAGGUGGAGAAUGGACACCUAAGGCACAGCCUGGCUGGGCGUCAGGAGCCGGGCCAUGCUCUGCUUACUGAUGGGGAUGUGGAUGUCAUGACCCGGGAAGAGGUCCUGGACCGUCUGGCCACCAUGAAGGGAGAACUGGUGUCCAGCACAGCGGAGAUGAGACAGCUAAGGGACCGCGUGCAGCAGCUGCAGAAUGAACUGAUCCGGAAGAAUGAUCAGGAGAAGGAGCUGGUGCUGCUCCAGCGAGCCCACAAACAGCAGCAAGCUGCCCUGAGACGGUGCCAGGCGGAGGUGGCCAGGACAAAGGGCCUGGAGGAGGUGGUGAGGCAGCAGGAGAAGGUGAUCAGGGUGAUGGAGCAGAUGCUGCAGGAGAAGCUCUCCAGGGGUGCUGAGAAGCCAGCAGGAGAAGUCCCAGCUGGGCAGCUGCACACCCAGCUGCUGGCUGAGAACCGCCGGCUGCGGGAGGAGCUGGUAAGACCCACAUUCCCUCCAUUGCCCUCUGGCACCCCACUGCCACCGCAGGAUACCUUCAGUGGCACAGAGAAGCUGUCCCUUCUGGCCAAGCUGGAGGAGGCACAAGCCCGUGGGCGAGCAAUGGAGAGGCAGCUGGAGGAGGCAGCAAGGAGAUGGGCACGGGAAAAGCAGGAGCUGGGCACUAGACUACUGGAGCAGGACCACGGCUUUGGGGGCUCAGCCCCACACUUUCUGCAUGCCACCACCCUGAAACGGCCCCCAGAACCCACCUUACCCCCCAGGAGACCCCGGACCCUGGACCCGCUGCCAUAGGUGGUAUCCCUGGGUCAGGAUGCUGGAGACACCCAGAGAAACCCAGAAAUUCAUGCUCACAACAAGGAUCCACUGCUUUUGGUGCAGAAAUUACAGAGCAAAUCAGAGGCAAAGCAAAAUGGGAAGAGGACAGCCAUCUGCCCCAUGGCAUAAGCAGGGCUGGAGCCAAGGCUGAAUGCACUGAGCUGAUGGAGGUGUCCCCAGGCUGGGAACAACUGGGGACACCCCAUGUCACUCCUGGCGCUGGAGGGGCCGCAGUGUCAGGUAGAUGGGUUUGUCAGGGACGAGGAUGAGGUCGAACUUGGUCCCAACUUCCACUGCCCUCUUGGUUUCAAUCUUGAAGUUCUCCAGGAUCUGGGUUGGGAGAAAGAGCAAGUAGGGAAAGGUGGGGAUGGAUCCUCCCCAAGUCCCCUCCAGCACGAAACUUAGGGAUGCAGAUGUUGCAAUAAUGUAAGGACACAAAUGUGGAAUUUAAGGGAUGUGGCUGGGGCACUAAGGAUGAUGGUUGUGACAGUUAGUGACAAGGUUUAGUGACAGGUAAGUCAAGUUAAAUGUUUGUGAUCUUGGGGAAUCUUGGUGAUCUUGAAGGUCUCUUUCAACCAAGAUGGAAAGUCUUUUCUAGCCCAUAUGAUUCCAUUACCCACCCCAUCCCAAAACCCAGUGCUCACAUGCAUGAGGAAGAGCUGCAUCUCCAGCUCGGCGAUGCGGCGACCCAGACACUGCCGUGGCCCGAACCCAAAGCUCAGCCCCUUGAAGUGCUUGGAGCCCAUCAUCAGCCAGCGCUCAGGGUUGAACUGCUCCGGCUUGGGGAAAACCUCAGGGUCUCGUCCCAUGGCGUAGAGACCAACCUGUACCAGCGUCUGGGGGAGAAGGAUCAACCCAAGGGGCUUGCGCCCACAUCCACCCACUGCCACCCAUUAGUGCCCCACAUCUGGCUGCCAGCUGUGCUCAGAGCCAAGAACAAAGCAGAAGGGGAUAAGGAAGGACCCGGUUUCCCAUCUCACCCCAUAGCCCAGGGUUCACCUUGGGGGGGAUGCGGUAGUCCUGCAGGAUGACCUCCUGUGUGGUGUACCUCUGCAGCGUCACCGCCACCGGAUGCAGCCUGCGGGUUGGAUGGGGUCACCUGGUUGUGGGACAUCUGCAUCCCGCUGUCAUACAGGAUGUCCAUCCCACCAUCUUUCUGUGCUGACACAGAAAAUCAGGGAGAAGGAGCUGGGUGUUCUCCAUUCCCCCCUGCUUCUUAGCUACCUGAGCGUCUCCUUGAUGGUGGCUUUGAGCAGUCGAAUGCUCUUCAGCAUCUUCACCCUGUCCCCCUGUGCCUCCUGCUUGGCCGCCAGCACCUCUGCCCGUAUCCGCUCCUGGAUGCCUGGGGACCUUGCCAGCUCCAGCAUGGCCCAUUGCAGAGUCAUGGAAGUCUGCAGCAGGGCAGAGCUGUGCUCAGCACCACGCACUGCCCCAUUCCCACCACCAACACCUUGCCCGGUGCUGACCGUGUCAACGCCGCCCGCCAUCAUCUCGGUGACGCUGGCCUUGAUGUCAUCCAGGGGCAGCUUGUCCUGCACAAGGAGGCUGAAGAGGAUGCCCGUGUGCUCCUCAGUGCUCUUACGCUGCAGCCGGAUGUCCCGGUAAACAUUUUGGAUACAUUUGUCAGCUGAGGAAAUAUAGGGACAUAGUGCUGAGCGCCUGCAUGCUAACCAAGAAUGUGGGGCUUUGUGGCUGGGGUGGUUCCGUGGAGCCACAGAAUCAAAGGAUCAUCUGGUUUGGAAAGGACUUUCCAUACAGGUUGGAACUUUAAGAUCACCAAACCCCAUCAUUAAUCUGAUCCGCCAAGUCUUAGUGCCACCAUGAGGGUGAUGACUGAAUGGCAGCCUUAGCACAUGGCUCCCAUUUGCUGGUGGCUUUUCCAGUAGAGCUGCUUAUACUUUAGACUGGGCUGGGUGGGCAAAGCAGGUGGGACACAGCUGUCCCCCAUCUCUGUCCCCCCGGGGGCUGGUUGUUGUCCCAAGUGCCACCACCCCCCUGACCCUCCUGCUCUUCUUGAUGUGAUACUCACUAUGGCUCAUGUUCCUGCGUGGUUCCCCACCACUCCAUCCUACAAGCUCCUGAUAGGCUUCCUAGCUUUACUGGCCCUACAGUGGGAUGACCCUGAGAUGGGCAGCUGGAUGUGGGAAAAGCUUUCUGUGCUGGUGAGCUGAAGACGAGCUCUUAGGACUCCCUUACCCUAUGGACAGCCCGCGAGGAGCAUGGAGGAAGAGCACUUACCCUGUGUGAAGAUGGCAUCCCAAGCAUGCACGUGGUCACGCCAUGUCUUGGUGUUGAGGUGGCGGAGCAGGGCAGGUGGCACAUAGAGCAUGGGCGAGGUGGUGUGGAACAUGAGGGUGACGGCAUCGAUGAACUGCUGUGCCUCCGGGUCCACAAAGUCCUGCAGCAGCCCCAGGCGCUCCCCAUACAGCACGUGGCACACAGCUGCAACAUGGCACCCAUCAGGGGACCCAGCCUAUGGGAUCUCAACUGUGUGCCCUCCACUAUGGCCAACUCCAGGCCGCCUGGAGAAUUUGGCACCGUGGUUGAGUAGAGUUGGCCAUAAAAUGCUGUGCUAUCAUCUGA